Messenger RNA from Pomacea canaliculata, 10043 nucleotides. Its product is annotated as E3 ubiquitin-protein ligase UBR3-like. Bases 245 to 5674 code for a protein of 1809 amino acids. Gene Ontology annotation, cellular component: cytoplasm; ubiquitin ligase complex. NCBI's taxonomy places the organism in Eukaryota, Metazoa, Mollusca, Gastropoda, Architaenioglossa, Ampullariidae. Gene Ontology annotation, molecular function: zinc ion binding; ubiquitin protein ligase activity. Gene Ontology annotation, biological process: ubiquitin-dependent protein catabolic process via the N-end rule pathway; protein ubiquitination. The record is from RefSeq and is a predicted model, not a curated record. The transcript is spliced from 37 exons.
UCCAGCUUCCGGUAGCUUAGGUAGCAGUUUGUUUGGAGGAACAGAAAAAAAAGUGAAACCUAACUCCGCACUGCCCGUUUUUGUUUUUCUGCAGUCUGUAACGGGCUCUUGUAAGACAAUUAUGCCCGGAAUAAUAACUUAGCAUCAGAGUAACAGUUUUAGUGAUAUGUUGAGUCUAUUUGUGGAUCGUCUGCCGUUGCUAUCACUUCGCAGACAUCAGUUUUAGAUUGAAGUCAACAUCAAUAUGGCACACGACGUUCCGACUCAUUCAGCUCUAAUAAAGCGCGAAUCUAGAAAUGCAGUAGUCGCCUAUGUGAAGGAAGAAUGCUUGAAUAACCCUAAUCCCAAGUAUCUAAAUGAUAUGCUGGAUGUCUAUCUUGAUCCAACAAAAGCUAUUGACGACUAUGAUUCGAUUACAUGGUGCAAAUGGUUGAUUGCUGGUGGCCCGAACUACGACCUUUUCGCCAAAAAAGUUCGUGAGUACGACUCUUCUGUGAUAUGUGGACUUGUGUGGACAGCCAAAUUUGUAGCUUACAGGUGUCGAACAUGUGCAAUCUCCUCCUGCAUGUCAUUGUGUGCUGACUGUUUCCACGCUGGUAACCAUGAAGGACAUGACUAUAACAUGUUCCGCAGUCAGGCAGGAGGAGCUUGUGACUGUGGGGAUGUCAACGUCAUGAAUCCUUCUGGUUUCUGUCCUCGUCAUGGUCCUGAAAAGCAGCAGGCUGCUGCCUCUCCUCCACCAGAGCUUCUGGCUGUGGCACAGGCCAUGAUGCCUCGCAUUUUUAUGCGGCUGAUAUUCUACCUCAGAGAUAUCAGUGAACCAACACUAGCUGAUGCUGACCAGUACUUGCUGUUCCUCCACUCCCUUAGUGACAUGGGUGCAGCCAUGCGUCACAUAAUGACCCAAGCACUUACAGACCCUGCGCAAUACAAAGCUCUUAUGAAGAAUGACAACAAUCCAGGUUAUUAUGAACAAUCACUUUUGAAGUAUGAAACUGCCUUACAGAAUUUGCCUUACCCAGAAGAAUGUAGAGUCGAUACAGAUGGCAAACUCAAGCGACGAGGAUCAUGUUCCUCAGAUCUGGGUCACCAAUUGGUAGACUCGCAUAGCAGUAUGCUGGAAGAACUUGUGUUCUGGAUGAUCAAAUGGGAGUUCCCUCAAAGCAUUGUCACACUUCUCUUAGGUCUUCUGCCUGAUGAUACAUACAAGAAUGCAUUCACUGAAGCUUUUGUCCAGCAUUAUAGUCGCAUCUCCACAAUACUUGCGUCCGUCUCAGAUCGUUCAACUGUAGCCAACCGUGUGGUUCACAUCAGCGUACAGCUGUUCAGCAAUGAGAGCUUGGCCUUGCGCAUGUCUGCCAACAACGAUUUGUUGUCCACAGUCAUACUAAGUCUGGCAAACAUGCUGCAAAGCAUCCUGGUUCCAAGUACUCUUGCAGGGGGUGCUGUCAACAAGCAUCUUGUCGUGGAGUGUGAAAAGGACGUGAUGAAAGUUCAUUGUUACUGGCCCAUCGUCAGUGACCUCAUCAAUCUCCUGACCCAUUCCUCCGUAGCAAAAAGAUUUCUGUCUGACCACGGGUUGCCUGUAAUCUGGAUGGACCUUGUAACAGUGCUGCAAGGCAUGAAUGUCAACCAGCGAGAACUAUCAUACCAUGUUGAAUAUGAACCAGAUACCUACUAUGCAGCCUUUUCUGCUGAACUGGAGAUUUGUGCUUGCCCCAUGUGGUCACUGAUCAAUCACUGCAGCACUCCUGACACCAAAAAACAUGUGAAGUUAAUGCUGCAAGUUUCAAUAUCUGCUCUUGAGGCUUGGUUCAAAUCCAUUGACUUUGGGCACUGUGGAAAGCCUAACCCCAAUCAGCUGACUUUUCAUUUACCUCUGCAUCGAUAUUUGGCUGCUUUCCUUAUGCUUGGAGUCCAGAAACAUGGUUUCCAGCUAUCUUCUAGGCUUCCAUCACAAUCAAGUCUUCAGGCAAUACUCAUGCAUCCACUGCAGAUACAGGUAUGCAUACCUCAGAUCUAUUCAGGAAUGUGGGUGCGUAAUGGUAUUCAGAUCAAAGGCCAGGCCAUGACCUAUAAACAGUGCCAUUUCUGUUACUCAAUGGCCGACUUGGAUAUCUACCUAGUACAGGUGUGUGCUGCAUCAAUGGAGCCUGAUUUGUUUGUGGAACUGUUACUGGAAAGGUUUCAAUUGCAAAACUGGCUGUUGUUUGAAAAUGAUCUCAAAGAUAACAAACCAGAUGAGGCGAUGGAAAUGACACCAGAAGUAGUUAUGCUGGAUGGGGCACUUGGAUUCCUUUGUUCACUUUUUGGCAUUCGCACAUACCUAGGGAUGACAGAGGAAGAGCAGGUUCGGCUGGAAAUGGCAUCUUUGCUUUGCAUGAAUGACAGGCAACACAGUCAGCUAAGUGAGUUAAUGCCAGACCGCUCUGGUAUGAGCAGCAAUGGGACUGAUUUUUUUGAACCAGUGCUAAAACAGCUAGCUGACUACAAAGCACCAAGCUUUGAGGCUGGUGUUGGUCUGAACCAAGGAACCUAUACACCAAAAGGUUUAGUUUGGGAGCAUGAGUUUGAUCCAGUGCAUGUUUCGCACAGAGCUAUUUACCGGAAAGAUUUUCAGGCAGCCAUGGAUAGAUACAGUGAAUACAUGCACACUUCUGGGUUGUACAAAGGGAAGAAUGCUCUUUGGCCUCCCUACAAGGUGCCUGGCAAAAGCAACCCUGCAUAUAAAAACUUGUUCCAAGUGCUCAACUGUUCCACCAUGCAUGCUUUCCUCUACAUGAUUUUGUACAAGAUGCUGCACCAGACCCCUACAAUGCCAGAGAGUAUCCUGUACAAAGCUGUCCAUCUUCUUUACCUGUGUCUUCAUUUUGCUCCAAAGACAGUGCCAUCCAUGGCACCAAAUAUGGGUUCAGUAGUAAAAGAUGGACAUCUUCGGGGCUGGUUCAGUGGCCCAGAUAUAAAGGCUAAUGCCUGCGAGAUAAUUCACAAAGUAGAGCUUGCUGCAGACGUCUGUGACUCCAGUUACAUCAACCUUGCCAGUAGUACUGUGGAAGAAGUGUUCAACCUGUCACCUACUAUUUCUCCUGCUUUAGGAGGUCCAAUCACUCCAGCACAGACUGGCCUAAUCCCAUCCAUCUGCACUUUCUCAAGCAACCUCUCUUAUUCAGUUUCAUCAACAGCACAGCCUGUUACCGCAACGCCUGAUAUGGUGAAGCCAAAAUAUAUCUCUAGUGGUUUGACAGCAACAUGCACAGAUCGAAGGCCUGAAAAAGUGCUGGAUGAAAGUAUCAUCUCACUUGUUAUCAAACUUCACAACAGAAUGACCUCCACAUCAAGCUUCUAUCAACCAGCCACCAGCCAGGCAUCGCAAACAACUUCAAUUGGUGAUGGUGCAUUUUACAUGGCACGGCUCCUGGAUUACUUCCACAGCAGCUUUGGUCCAGCUGCUCAGCACAUUCAGAGCACCUGUGAGACUUUCAGCAACCAGAUGUGUACUGAUAAGAGAAACAAGUCCAGGGAUGAAUCAAAGCGAAAGAAAGCAUUUUACCGUCAGCAAAAACUAAUGGCAGAGUUUGCAAGUCAGCAGAAGGCCUUUAUGGAAAAGGUGCAGGAUGGAAUUGCAGACAUAGAGGUAGAUGAAGACACAGUUGAUGGUCAAAAUGUUGAUGCUAAUGCCGGUGCCUGUUCUGGGAAAAAAUAUGAUUGUGUGAUAUGCAACCAGAGCACCCCAUCAAGGAGUGGACAAUAUGUUGGCCUUGUUGUCUUUCUUCAGUCCACUAGCGUGCUUGGUCAUCGACAGCGUGUAGAUGUGGUACGCUCCAUCACUGAAGCACCUUCACAGAAAGAUUUGGAAGUGUUGCGCUGUGGCAGCAUUCUUCGUCAGCGAAUCACUCAGAUGCUGUUGCAUUUUGAAGGAGACUCAGUUGACAUGUCAGUGAACAUUGGAUGGGAUGGAGGGGUAUUUGUGACAACAUGUGGUCACCACUUGCACCUAGACUGCCAGCGCUCCUAUGUGGAUGCUUUACGGAACCAGGCGGAGGCAGGUUCACAUGCAGAGGCAAUGCCCAUCAACCGAGACGAGUUCUUUUGCCCCAUGUGUCGUCAGCUGUCAAACGCAGUCUUGCCCAUGGUGCCAGAUGACAAUUGUUUUCCUCUUGUGCCAAUGGUCGCUCAGGAUCCUAGUGUCAUGGUCGCACACCUGGCAGAAAUGAUUUAUCAGACUCCAGAAAGAACUGGGCUGUCAGAAAUUCUGAUGGCUAUACAAAACACCAUUGAUGCCAUAAACAAUGUCAGUUACAAGCAUUUCCGCAGUGUGUUAGAGCAAGAUAAUAAUGGCCCUAAUUUCCUGUAUAUCUCCUCCUUGGUCAGAACAAAUCUUGAAAUGGAGAUCCUUCUAAGAGGAGGAACUCUUGAAAAGACUUUGCCCUCUACAAUCAGCAAGAGAAUGUGCUUGGUGCCGCUUCUACAUGUGCUUGGCCUGCACACCAAAGUCAAAUUGGGAGCACCAUCCUCUCUUAUAGAGCUGUGGUCACAUAUCACUGGUGUUUCUCUUACUCGGGACUCCAGUAGCCUGUCAUUGUACAAGCAUCAAGUGCCACUUCUGAUGAAAGAUAUGGCUGCAGAUCUGGUUCACAUUGUUCUCAUGCUGCCUAUGACCAUGGAACUCAGACACUACCUAUUUGUGGUGCAGAAGUUGUACUGUGCCACUUACAUACAAGCAUUAGUGACUGUUACCUGCUGUUUCACACAGGAGGAACGUGAAGCAUGGAGGAAGAAGGGACAGGAGGCCCCAGCCAACUCAUUGGAAAGAUGGCUGAGCUUUAUCAUUGAUCAGCUGGGUGGCUCCCCCUUGUAUGAAGAGGUAGAUGCUAGUAAUGUGUUGCCUGCUAUCUGCCAGAGUGUGUGGUCACCUCACAGUGUAGAGGCCAGGGUUCAAGAGUUUUGUUUGCCUUUUUUGCGAGUGGCAGCUGUACUUCGUCAGCAUAUUUUUGGUCCAGAACUACCACCUGUGCAGGAAAUGUUGGAGUUUGAGCACCUUGUAAGGUACCUGGACCUAGUGGCACCAGAAGCACACAGCAGGAUGGGAACGGAAGUGACUGGGUCAUCUUGUCUUGUAUGGGCAGUGCCACAGUCAACAGUGCUAGUUCAGGCCUGGUGCCAGCACAUCAACAACUUCGCCAAAAUUAAGGUUGCAGAGUGCAAGUUCUUUCUAAGCAUGAGUGGCAAAUGGGCACGCCCCCACUUGCUGAAACUCCCACAGCACUAUUAUGAGAUCUUCACUUCAUACCGCUACCAAUGCUGUCAACAUUGCCACCGUAUUCCAAAAGAUCCUGCCAUCUGCCUUGUUUGUGGUGCCUUCUUGUGUUUCAGAGAAGACUGCUGUGCAAUAAAUGGUGUUUCUGAAUGUGUAGAACACUCCAUUGUAUGUGGUGCUGGCACAGGAAUAUUCCUUCUGAUCAACUCUAGCAUAAUUGUGGUGAUACGUGGACCUCGGGCGACAUUGUGGGGAUCACUUUAUCUCGACCAACAUGGUGAAGAAGAUCGAGACCUGAAACGUGGCAAACCGUUGUAUUUGAGCCGAGAGAGAUUGGAGGUACUUGAGUCUCAGUGGCUUGGUCACACAUUUGAACAUACCUGCAAAAGGUGGAUCCAACACAAGAACCGGCUGUAAAGCAGACACACAGACAUGCACACAAACACAUGCAUUAACAUCACAUGCAUGUAUUUUGCACGUACCAGCUGUUGUAGAGCUGCCAUACUUUUUACCAAAUCUUUUGUAAAUGGCAGUAUUGGGAAGACAUUCUUAUUUGCAUUUGCAGAAGCAGGUAACAUGGCUUAGUACACAUGUAGUUCAAUAAAUCUGUUUCUUGGGGAAAAAGUUUUCUAUGUCUACUUGUGUUCUCUCCUUCAUCUUCACUGCUAGAGACAGAGAUGGUGUUUUAAAUGUAGUGCCCUUCAUCAUACUAGAAAUUCUAAUUCUACCAUACUUGUUUAUUGCUUCAUGGCUUUGCUUAUUUUUUAAGACAUGAUGCUACAUACUGUAAUAAUGUACAAAGUACACUACUACUUCUUAUGUAUAUUAUUUUCCAUGUGAACACAGGUGAAAAAACAUCCCAAAAUAUUGUGUAGCAUAGCUGUCCAUUUUGUUUGUGACUUUCUGAGGUGUAGUUCUGAGAAACAGAAUAUGAUUGCUCUUUCAGCGAGAGUAUACUUACCUCAUUCAAAAGACUUGUUCUAUUUUUUAAAAAUAUUUGAACACAGUAUUUAGAUGCUGCAUCCAUUCAUUUGUGGAGUUUUUAAAUUAAUAUUUGAAAACAUGUUAUGCUUACUACAACUACUUAUGUAGCAACAUUUUAAGUUUUCAUGGCUAAAAGAGUUUUCAUUGUAUUAAAUAUUGCCAUGAGGAGUUAAGCAUCAGCAUUGUUUAUGAAGUUUAGUUGUGAAGAUGUGGGUUUUUUUAAAUGUUUUUUCCUGAGGAUUUUAUUAACUAUAUAAAUCAUCAAACAGUUAUUAAAGAUUUUUCAGAUCAGGGUUAAAGGGAUCAUAAUAUUCUAUACUUGGUUUCUUUCAUUAAAAAUCAUUUCAACAUGAAUGUUUCAUGCCUUGUAUAAAUGUGAAACCAAAUUUAAAAUUGGAGGCUAUCCCUGAAGUCUGGAGGUCCAUUUCUGUGCUUGAAUUGUCAAUGCUUCCAGUCUGCAUCAGAAAUAAAAUAGGACCUAUGGAGUUACUGCCAGCCUGUCAGUCUAGCACCUGCUCAUAUCUAGAGUUUUUAGCAAUGCUUCUAGUCUAGCAUUGCAUAUAGCUAUCUCAGAUAUCCAGAUCCAUGGUCCAUAGCAAUUAUCCAUGUAGAAGUCUUUUGUGGGAUAGAAUGGAGGAACUGGGACAUAGCAAGCUGUUUCUAUCGGGAAUUUUGAGCUGAUAUGGCCUUGAAUGUGUAUUAUUUAUUUCAUGGCACAACCAUAAGCUUGUACAUAUUUGCAAUAAGUCAGAUUGAGCUAGAGAUCAGCUUAUGCUUGUACAUUUUUCCAUUGACUUGAAGAGACCAUUAUCAUUUGGUAAUUACUUUAUUAAUAAUUUACAACGCUGUCUGGCUCAUUUGCACUGGACAAUUCAAGUUAUUAUGGUUUGCUCACUUUUUUUUUUAAUUACAAAGACAUAGAAGCAAGUUCAGUUUGCCCAUUGACAGUGCCAUAGGCACAGAUAGGUACUGGUGAAAGCUUGGACUCCUGAUGCUUGUAACCUGUUUUGCAUUGUAAUUUGUUCGUUUUGUCUCCCUCAUGUGUGUUCAUGCACACACACACAAACAUCAAGACACUCACUUCAGAUACAUGUGCAAAUGCUGAAUCAAGCAAAAUCAUAUUCUUAGUCUUGCUUUCUGGAACAUUGGGGAACCAAUGGAAUCUAAAACACUAAUCUCACCAUUCAAGAUCAUCCCUGAGAACAAAGUUGUGUUGAAAAAAGUGUAUGCUAGUCAAGUCUUUAUUCAUCCAUAUGCUAACCAACUGCUGUACCUCUUCAUAUCACCUUCAUGCAAGUGUGUAUAAGUGCAUGUAUAUAUGUAUAGUUCUGUAUUCAUGCACAUGUUUUUGUACAUAAGGGGGAAUGUGUAUGCAAGAAAUUCAGUUUUUCUUUUUGAUAGUAUAAGAAAUCACCCACAUAUACUUGACCUCCACCUUCAGCAAGCAUAUAUAAAAUCUGUUUCUAAACUCUUCUAGUAUGCUAAGAUGACCGAAUGCUCUCUUGCACUGCCUUUGUUCUAGCCACUGCUGCAGGUACAGAUAAAAAAUUCUGGUGACCUCUGACAUUCUCAGGCACAACCUAGUAGUGAACAGACUGUAGGAACCCUCAUAUCAUCUAAAUCAUUUCCUUGUCCUUAUAGUACUGCAGUGUGAUCUGGACCACAUACCCACAAAAUCCCUUCCCACGCUGGAAUUUAUAUGUGAAUGCCAGUGAUAUUAUGAUCUAGUUCUGAAUAACCAUCUGACAACAUCUGGGUCUAAUUUUGGUAUUUGGGCUCUUACUUUUGUGGUGGUUUUUUCCCUGUUUGAGUUGUACGGAUUAAGUACAACAGCCACAUGGUCCAACUUUCCUGCUGCCAACCAGAGCAUAAGAUGGAGGAAGAUGAAGGCUAUGUCAGCGGUACUGCAUUGCCUCCAUACUUGUCUGGCCCCACUAAUGUAGGCAUUGACAGCAGACUACAAUUUUUCCCAGAAUUUCUUGCACAAUGAGACCAGAACAUUUUAAAGAAGAUAAUUUGCAGCUGUGUUGGAUUGGUACAUCCUAUCUUUUGUGUGGGCAUAUUUUAUCUACCUGUAACUACAUCAUCUUAAAAUACCUGAUUAUCUUGUGUUAUCACUUUAAAAAAUGUUUGAUGAAUGCACAGUCAGCCAUUCUCGUGAAAUGCAGGUGUACAAGUUCACAGAUUUGAUUUUUUUCUGUCAUGUUUGCUUGUUUGUGAGGGAAAGGAUAGUUUUGCAUGUUUAUAUGUUUGCUUUAGCUGGUUAUGCAUAUGGAUGUUGCCUGCCUCUAGAUUUUUCUUUUAACUUCCCCCCCCCCUUUUUUUUUCUUGUUUGUUUUUUUUUUCUCCCUCAUUUUUUGUUAUUUGUUUUUGGAUAUGAGCAGCAAGAAACACUAUAUCAAAAGGACUGCGCUCAUUUGAAAAAUGUGUCUUAAUGAAUUGAUAUAUGCGAGUGUUUAAAACUGUGAUAGAAUAUUUUAUCAAUGACUGCAGCAAGAUGAUUAAGCAGAAGAAGAAAAAAAACUGUAUUUGAUAAAGAAAUGCUGUUGAAGUUUGGUUCAUUUUCACUCACUGCUGUCCUAGUAGCUUAAGAGUAUAUAAUUUUUGUCUUGAGCAUGAACAGGAAAAUGUUUUACGUCUUCAAACAGAACAUAUGGUCCUUAUUAGAGAUAGUCCCCUGUGAUGUUAUUUCCCUUGACACUGUGUACACUCUUGAUUUACCUCCCUUGAAUAACUCCCAAAGAUGAUCAAAAUUAUUAUUAAGAUUAUCGAGUACAUUGUCAGAAUUUGAUUCCAGUCUUUGUAAUUUAAUAAAUGUUCAUUUAAACAUCUCUGCAACAUUGUGUUGAAACGUGCAGACAUUUGGUUUUGUGUGUAAGUCCCUGGCACAAUUUACCGUUAAUAUUUAAUGUACAUACCCAGAUAUUUGCUUAAGUAAUCUUAGUGUGAAACUGCCUUAAUGUGCACUUUUCACUUCCAAACUCAACAACAGUAGUUUUUGUUGCAUCAUAGUUUGAAAAUAGCCUAAAUUUAAAAGCUGUAAGCAGAAAUUCAGUUUCAUUAAUUCUUUUGAAGUAUUUGAAACAUUUUAGAAUUUUCAAGCUGGUGCCUCUACAAAGCUGAUAAAUUGUUUUGCAAAUAAAGUAUUAAUGCGUGGACUUUAUUGAUAGCUUAUGUAAAAUGUCCUUGCUACUUUGGCUUGCCAAUUCUCAAGAAUUUCCAUCUAGAAUUGUUACAUAUAUUUUAAACACAUUGCUUUCAUAAAAACAUGUGGAUGACUUGUAAUUUUAUGAGUUGUUAUUGCUUGUUAAUUAGUAUUAGUGCCCAGCAGAAUGUGUGGUAUGCAGACAUCAUAGGCCAGUUACAUACGAGAUUGUUAGCUGAGAAAAAUGCAUUUAAUUUCUUUUUUUUUUUUAAAUGCAUUCUCAAUUAUAUUUUAAGAAAUAGUAAUGAAUGGUUUUAAAUUUGCUUGUUGGUGUGAUUUAGGCUUAUUAUUAAAAAAGUACAAUUUAUAGUUAUGAAAGCUGUGGGAUAAUUUAUAGCAAAAAUCAUUCGAAGCCCUUGCUUUCUCUGAAUAGAAACAUAUCUUUAUUCCCUAAAAUAUUUUCAAGCAGCCCAGAUAAAAUGGAGAACUUGAUUGUUUGGGCUUUUUUUUUUAAAGUUGGAAUUUGUAGUUAUACAUAUGUUACCUUUCUUAAGUUUAGGAAUCUGUUCGAAAACAAUGCUUGAUUCUGCUCAAACCUUUUGAAUCUCUUGUCUUUCCUCACUGGGAAGUGUAGUGAAUAAAUUAUUUGUUAAAGAA